Oryza brachyantha (malo sina) is the source of this 1604-nucleotide messenger RNA. RefSeq lists its product as uncharacterized. The coding region runs from base 1040 to 1552 and encodes 170 amino acids. Lineage: Eukaryota; Viridiplantae; Streptophyta; Magnoliopsida; Poales; Poaceae. The transcript has 3 exons. The record is from RefSeq and is a predicted model, not a curated record.
UCACCUGGGAAGGACUUUGAUAUAUUUUUAGAGCCUCUUAUAGAAGAUUUACUUGAUCUUUGGAAGGGUGUGCGUACUUUUGAUGCUAGUACUUGCAAGACAUUUAGCCUUCGUGCUGCAGUUCUGUGGUGCAUCCAUGACUACCCAGCUUUGAGUACUCUUUCAGGGCGUACCACAAAAGGCUAUUUUGCAUGUACUCAUUGUGACAAGCACCCUCUUUCAUACAGCCUAAGAAGCAAAAUUGGGUAUAUUGGGCACUUUCGAUUCCUCCCAAAAGGACAUCGUUUGUGGAGAAACAAUGAGUUUGUUGGACUUCAUGAAAGCAAUGAGCAACCAUGUCAGUUCACUAUAGAAGAGCUAUUGGCUGAACUGGAGAAAGUUAAAGAUGUUAGACCUGGGAACCAAUAAGAAUGUGGGAAGAGGAAGCGUUCUGACAUGGAAGGGCGUCAUGUGCGUCGAAUUUGGAGUCGGAUGGUUAGUUUCUGGCGGUUACCAUAUUGGAAAGAUUUGAAGCUGAGACAUAAUCUUGAUGUCAUGCAUAUUGAGAAAAACAUAUGUGAGGCUCUCAUUGGGACAAUUCUGAACAUACUUGGGAAGACAAAGGAUACAACUAAAGCUAGCUUGAUCUGAAAGAUUUGGGAAUUAGAGAGGAGCUACAAUUUAGAGAGGAUGGUGAGAUGCCUCGUGCUCGAUAUACCUUGUCCACAAAACAAAAGGAGACCUUUUGUAAAUUUUUACAGGAGUUGAAGUUUCCAGAUGGCUUUGGUUCCAACAUCUCAACAUGUGUAAAUGCUGAUGGGACCAAGGUACAAGGGCUAAAAACACAUGAUUGUCACAUUCUUUUGCAAAGAAUCUUACUAGCUGCCAUGAGAGGAUUCUUGGACAAGGACAUUUAUGAAGCAAUAGCGGAGGUAGGGAAGUUUUUCAGGGAACUAUGUAGCAGAACACUUAACAAGGAUGUAUUGGCUAAAAUGAAGAAAGAGAUCCCUAUUAUUUUGGUGAAGCUUGAGAAAAUUCCCCCCCUGCUUUCUUUGAUGUCAUGAUGCACCUUGCUAUCCAUUUACUUGAUGAAGCAUUACUCCGAGGUCCUGUGCAAUAUGGUUGGAUGUAUCCAAUUGAAAGACGGUUGUACACUUUGAAGCGUUAUGUGAGGAAUAGGGCGCGUCCAGAAGGCUCAAUUGCCGAGGCAUAUAUUGCUGACGAAUGCUUGACAUUUUGCUCUAAAUACAUGGAUGGUGUUGAAACAAGAUUUAAUCGGGAACCAAGGAAUAAAGGUUUUUCCAAUGAAGAGGCAUACGAAGUUGACGUUUUUGGACAUGGAGUUCAUUUUACUUCCGCAUCUGAACUCCAAUAUGAUGAAAAUGGUUUUGAUCAAAUGGUGUGGUAUGUGCUUAACAAUUGUAGUCAAAUUGAGAAAUAUGUGAAAAUGUUUAGAGAUGAAUUAGAGAGAGAAGGGGUGCCUAACAUUGAAAGAAAGAUUCGGCUAGGAUUUCAGAUCUGGUUCCGGAAACAUAUCAAGUUUGCGGGAUACUCAUCCAGAAGAGGUGUCUGAUGAUGUCUUUUCCUUGGCAUGUGGUCCUGAUUUUAGAGUCAAGAAAUACAGC